CGAUAUCCUCCCACAGAGCGGGGAGACAUGCGACUUGCACGAACACUUUACGUGAAAUGGGAAGCUAAUAAAAAGAAACUUUAUUUUGAAAGACUCUUUUGAUCCACCAAGGAGAGGGCCACAGGGUUGCUCAGCCAGCCCUGUGUGAUGUGGCAGGCCCUCCUAUGGGGAAUUAAUAAGCAGUUUUACAAAAAGAAAGGGACGAUACUAGAAUCAUCUUUGACCUGUGCAUUUGGAAAUAAUAUUAUCUACUGAGAUACAGAAAAGUCAAAAUCUUUUUUUCAAAACAAUGAAUUUCAUAAAGGAGAAUAGUCAAGACCUCAUUCAAAGGAUGGGAAUGACUGUUAUAAAGCAAAUUGUGGAUGAGCUAUUUGCAUGGAAUAUUCUGAAUUACGAAGAUGUCAUUUACUGUGAGAAGGUUGAGCAGGACGCUGCAAGAGGGAUCAUUCAGAUGAUACUGAAGAAGGGUUCAGAAUCCUGUGACUUCUUUCUCAAAUCCCUUGAAAAGUGGAACUAUCCUCUGUUUCAGGACUUGAAUGGACCAAGUCUUUCUCGGCAGAUGUCAGAAGAAGUCUUAGAUGAUUUGGCUCAGAAUUUAAAGUAUUUAUAUGGCACUCCAUCUUUUCUGAACUUAUAUCCCCUGGGUGAAGACUUUGACAUUAUUUUUAAUUUGAAAAGCACCUUCACAGAACCUGUUCUCUGGAGGAAGGACCAUCACCAUCACCGAUUAGAGCAGCUGACCCUGGAUGGUCUGCUAGACACUCUUCAGAGCCCCUGUAUCAUUGAGGGGGAAUCGGGAAAAGGGAAGUCCACUCUGAUGCAGCAAAUUGCCAUGCUUUGGGCUUCUGGAAAGUGUGUGGCUCUCACCAAAUUCAAAUUAGUCUUCUUUGUCCGCCUGAGCAGGGCCCAGGGUGGGCUCUUUGAAACUCUGUGUGAUCAACUCCUUGAUAUACCCGACACCAUCGUGGCCAUGCUGCUGAAGCUACGGCAGAGGGUUCUCUUUCUCCUCGAUGGCUACAAUGAAUUCAAGGCCCAGAAAUGCCCAGAGAUCGAAGCCCUCAUAAAAGAGAACCACCGUUUCAAGAGUAUGGUCAUUGUCACCACCACCACUGAGUGCCUGAGACACAUCAGGCAGUUUGGUGCCCUGACUGCUGAGGUAGGGGAUUUGACAGAGGACAGUGCCCAGACUCUCAUCCGAAAAGUGCUGAUGAAGGAGCAUGCUGAAGGCUUGUUGCUCCAAAUUGGGAAAUCCAGAUGCUUGAGGAACCUGAUGAAGACCCCUCUCUUUGUGGUCAUCACUUGUGUAAUCCAGAUGGGGGAAAGUGAGUUCCACUCCCACACACAAACUACACUGUUCUGCACCUUCUAUGACCUGCUGAUACAGAAAAGCAAGUACAAACUUAAAGGGGUGGCUGGAGAUGACUUCACUCAGAGCCUGAACCACUGUGGAGACCUAGCUCUGGAGGGCGUGUUCUCCCACAGGUUUGAUUUCCAACUGGAGGACAUGUCCAGUGUGAAUGAGGACAUCCUGCUGAGCACUGGAUUCCGCUGUAAAUACACAGCUCAACGGUUCAAGCCAAAGUAUAAAUUCUUUCAUAACUCAUUCCAGGAGUACAUAGCAGGACGCAGACUCAGCAAUUUGCUGAAGUCUCAAGAGCCAGAGGAGGUGACCAAGGGGAAAAGUUACUUGCAGAAAAUGGUUUUCAUUUCAGACAUUACAUCCAAGUACAGCAACCUGCUCCUGUACACGUGCGGGUCAUCUACUGAAGCCACCAGGACCGUUCUGGAACACCUUGCAGCGGUGUGUCAACAUGGCAGCCUCCGUGGGCUCUCCAUCACCCACAAGCCUCUCUGGAAGCAGGAGUCUGUGCAAAAUGUGAAAAACACCACCGUGCAAGAUACUCUGAAAGCCAUAAACAUCAAUUCCUUUACGAAGUGUGGCAUUAAUCUAUUCCAUGAGUGUAUAUCCAAAUCAGACCUGAGUAAAGAAUUUGAAGCUUUCUUCUGUGGCAAAAGCUUAUAUAUCAACUCAGAGAACAUCCCCGAUUACUUAUUUGACUUCUUUGAACACUUGCCUAAUUGUGCAAGUGCUCUGGACUUCAUUAAACUAGACUUCUACGGAGAAGCUACGGCUUCGAGGGAGAAGACCACAGAAGACACAAGCAGGACUCAGGAAGGGUCCUCAGAAACUUACAUUCCCAGCAGGGCUGUGUCUUUGUUCUUCAACUGGAAGCAGGAAUUCAAGACUCUGGAGGUCACACUCCGGGACUUCAGCAAGUUGAAUAAACAAGAUAUCAAAUAUCUGGGAAAGAUAUUCAGUUCUGCUACAAACCUCAGACUGUGCAUUAAGAGGUGUGCUGGCGUGGCCGGAAGCUUUAGUUUGGUCCUCCCCACCUGCAAGAACAUUUAUUCUCUCAUCAUGGAAGCCAGUCCCCUCACCAUAGAAGAGGAGCAGCACAUCACAUCUGUGACAAACCUGAAAACCUUGAGUAUUCAGGACCUACAGACCCCACGGCUGCCAGGGGGCCUGACUGACAGCUUGGGUAAUUUGAAGAAUCUUACAAAGAUCAUACUAUCCAACAUUAAGAUGAAUGAGGAAGAUGCUAUAAAAUUAGCUGAAGGUCUGACAAACCUGAAGAAGUUGUGUUUACUUCAUAUGACCCACUUGUCUGACAUUGGGAAUUGAAUGGAUUACAUAGUAAAGUCUCUGUCAGCUGAACCCUGUGACCUUGAAGAAAUCCAAUUAGUCUCCUGCUGCCUGUCUGCAAAUGCUGUGAAAACCCUAGCUCAGAAUCUUCACAAUUUGGCCAAACUGAGCAUUCUUGAUUUAUCUGAAAAUCACCUGGAAAAGGAUGGAAAUGAAGCUCUACACAAACUGAUUGACAGGCUGCACAUCCUGGAAGAGCUAGCUGUGCUGCUGCUGCCCUGGUGGAGUGACGUGAGAGUCAGCCUGACCAGGUUGUUGGGGCAACUGGAGGGGGCCCUGCAGCUCGUCAAGCUUGGGCUGAAAAACUGGAGACUCACAGAUGCGGAGAUUAGAAUUCUAGGUGGAUUUUUUGAAAAGAACCCUCUGAAAAACUUCCAGCAGCUGGGUUUGGCAGGAAAUUGUGUGAGCAGUGAUGGAUGGCUUGCCUUCAUGAAUGUAUUUCAAAAUCUUAAGCAAUUAGUUUUUUUUUACUUCAGUACUACCAGACUUUUACCUGACGCAGCAUUAGUCAGGAAACUUGGCCAGGUGUUAUCUAAAUUAACUUUUUUGCAGGAAGGUAGGCUUGUUGGGUGGCAGUUUGAUGAUGAUGAUAUUAGUGUUAUUAAAGGUGCUUCUAAACUAGUAACUUAAAUAAAGCCACCGUAAGCCUAUGAAUGCUCCAGGGACCCCAUUACUUUCAGCCUGGUGACCUAAAAAUCUUUGCUCAUCCAGUGCAAGAGUCUGAAGGUAUAUGGCAGUCCAUUAUAUAACCUAAAAAAUUAUCCUUCUUGGGGGCCCUGGAUGGCUUAGUUGGUUAAGUGUCUGACUCUUGAUUUUGGCUCAGGUCAUGAUCUCAUGGUUUGUGAAAUCAAGACCUGCAUCGGCCUCAGUGCUGAACGUGCAGCCUGCUUGGAAUUCUCUCCCUCGCUCUCUGCGCCUCCCUGCUCACACUUUGUCUCUCUCAGAAUAAACAUUAAAACAAAAAUUAUCCUUCUCAACAGUGUCUGCCUAACUUGCUCUUUCCAAACUCUGUCUUCCUUUCAUGACCUCUGAGGCUGGCCUCUUCUACAGAAAUGUGCUUCCUUAGUUUCCUUUUUCAAAAAAAGAAAGAAAGAAAGCAGAUAAAAGGAGAAUACAAAGAAAAUGAGCCCAUAGAAGAGGAGGAAGUGGGAGGCAUUUCAUCUGACAACAUGAGCUAUCAUUCUGUGUCUCAUCACAAGUAGGAUUACCACGUACCUCAAGUGCUAUCACUUAUCCAUGCAUUCCCUUUGAUCUCGGGAACGGGUCACAAAAUUUGAUCUAUUAUAUGCACAUUUACUUAGUACAGUGUCUGGCAUGUACUGGAUACUCAACAAGUAUUUGCUGAAUUAAAUUAAAUUACCAACAUAUCGCUACUGAAUAAAGAAACAAGCCAAAAUUAUUUAAGAUCAGAGAGAAAGCUCCAUGUAUGUUCUUUAUUCAAACAGUGUGAUUCAAACAAUUUGGAAUGUAAAAAGCAUUUUCUUAUAUAAGCAGAUUAGACUCCAAAAAGAUCAGCAUUCUUUAGUCAAGGAAAAAACUGGCAGUUCACGAGCAGCUAAAUCAGAGGCUUGAAAUUCAGGACCUCUCCAUUUGCUGAUACAUGUAUGUAAGUCCAACUGUUAUCUUUAGAGAUUAAGGAAGAAAGAAAAAUGUACCCGAUUCUUUUGUACCCAAGGAAGCUAAAGGUACCUUGUCCUAAACUCUUCUCCAAAAACAUCCAAAAUAAUCCUUCCCUACAAAGAAAGAAGUCUAAGAAAAAUCUGCUUAAUCUUAACAGAUUUAAAUCAAGUCUGAAAUAAACAAAAACCUAAAUGGUGUUAGCCUGCAGUUCACCUUCUAUACUCAUGGCAUCUCAAAUCAAUGGCUUGGGUGUUGGUGUAGGUAACACUUGGCCUUUAUGCUGAGGUAGUCACUGAAAGGAAAUUUAGAGUUGAUAGUUUACAGAUUACCUAAUCCAUCCCUGUCCCAAUUCUACAGAUGAUAAAGCUGAGAGAAGUUAACUGACUUGCCCACAAUAACAAAACUACUUACAUAGUGGCAGCAUCAGGAUCAGAAUCGUAAUAUCUUGCCUUCUAGUCUGGUGUUUUUUCCAUUACACUAUGGUGUUUUCUCAGACAGGGUUAAUCAGGCUCCAUACAAC
Messenger RNA from Suricata suricatta (meerkat), 4847 nucleotides. RefSeq names its product NLR family CARD domain containing 4 (gene NLRC4). The record is from RefSeq and is a predicted model, not a curated record. Lineage: Eukaryota; Metazoa; Chordata; Mammalia; Carnivora; Herpestidae. Gene Ontology annotation, biological process: detection of bacterium; regulation of apoptotic process; defense response to bacterium.